CAGGUGGCUGCUCUGAAGCUGGAUGAAUUGGAGCUGGCGUCGUUGCGCGGAGACCUGCAGGCACGUGGCAUCUGCAGUCUGAACUUUGACACGCACACGGGACGGGGAAAGGUGUCGCUGGCCAACCCUCGUUACAGCGGCCUGCGCGGCGAUAGCCUCAGUGGGGGCUUCCGCUGGGAGCGCGAUGUGGUUCGGCUGGAGAAGCUGGUGCUGCAGCAGCAGCGCAGCAGGUAUGAGAUGCAGGGCGAGUACAGCCUGCCACCUAACACCCCGCUGCCGAGCUCGGCUGCCGAACUGGCCCUCCCAGCAUCGGCUGGCGAUGCGGCGGCAGCGGGUGGCCGCUGGCGCAUGCAGGUGUCUGUGCCAUGGGCGGAGCUGCAGGAGAUUGUGCCAGCAGCACGGCUGCUUCAGAGCGCCACGUCGCUGUCACCAGCAGAGUAUGAGCGCGCUAAGGCCGCCUUCCUGCAGGCACGCCGACAGGGUGCCCUGCGGUUGAUGGCCGAGCGGUCACAGCCAGCUGCAUCUGAUGGCAUCGCGGGUGCCCGUCACCAGGAUGUGGUACGUGGCGGUGCAGAGCUGCACCUGCCCGGCCUGCAGGACAUGCGGGGGCAGUGGAGUGGCAGCAUCCAGGCCUACGGCGGCGGCAGCAGCGCCACCAGCUGCGACUUUGAUGUCAAGGGCCAGUCGUGGCAGUGGGGCAGCUACUCACUGGAUGCCCUGGUGGCCAAUGGCAGCUACCACUCAGAGGAGGGCGUGCAGUUGCAAGAGGUUGUGCUCAAGGCGGGCGAUGCCAAGCUGUCAGUGCGGGGUUCGCUGCUAGGCGAGCACCAGGAUGCCUCGCUGCUUCUCACAGACUUCCCCAUGGCCACGCUGCAGCCCAUCUUCAGCGACGCCGAUUCACCCAUCAAUGGCUUACUCUACGUGUCUGGCAACAUUGCGGGCAGCAGGGCACAGCCCACGGGGGAAGUGGCGGUGCGCCUGUAUGAUGCGGCAGUAGGUGAGCCAUGGUCUUCAUGCGUGUGCCUGGCCAUGCCUCACACGUAUCUUGCGUCUUGUUGUGACGUGCUAUUUGUUGCUCACUAUGCUGGCCUUCCCGUUGCUACUACUUCCCGGCCUUCAGGCCAGACGCGCCUGUCGCAGGCGCAAGCUAGUGCGCGGCUGAGCGAGGCGCAGCUACUGAGCUUCAACGUUGAAGUGGUGCCUGCUGAGGGCCACCGGCAGGCGGGAUACGUGCGAGCCGGCGGCGUGGUGCCUCUUGCAGAUGCCGCCACAGCGGGCAGCGGCGGCAAGGGCAGCGAGCAGCAGAUGGAUGUGCGGCUGAAUGUGAAGGAUGGCGGCAUGGCAUUGCUGACUAGCAUCACGCCUGACCUGCGUUGGCAGGGGGGGCUGGCCGCCAUCGACGUUCGGCUACGGGGCACUGUGGAGCAGCCGGUCCUGAGCGGCAGUGCCAGCAUCAGUCGUGCCACGCUCGACUGCCCGCUGCUGCGCUUCCCGCUCACCAAUGCAAGCGCCGAGGUCCGGGCUGGGGGCGGCAUGCUGACGGUGGAGUCGCUGGAGGCACGGUGCGGGCGGCGUGGACAUAUCCGUGCUCGCGGCAGUUUGCCCCUGUACAGUGGCGGGCACGUGGCACCGCACCGGCUGCUGGCAGAGGCAUCAGCGCUGGAGCUGCGUGUGCGCAACCUGUACAGCGGCCAGUACGAUGCCUCCCUAGUGCUCACCAAUAGCCUGGCCAGUCCGACCGUGGCUGGUGGCAUGCGAUUUAGCAAGGGCAUAGUGUUCAUUGUACCCCAGGGUGCACCAGGUGCACGAACUGCUAUGGGGCAAGGGAAUGCAUCAAUAUAUGGGGCAAAGCUCUGGUGUUCAUACGAUGAUUGCAUGGAGUCAGCGCCUGCUCCUUCCGCACCUCUAGCCAUCCAUGCUACCCCUGCGUGUUUGACUCGAGCUCACCCUGCCUAUCAUCACAAUGUGUCCCUCGACCGACUGUCCAUCUGCCUGGGCCCCGACCUGCGUGCCAUGUACCCCCUGGUCAUGAACUUUGGUGUGGAGGGGGAGCUGGCAGUAAGCGGGCCCGCGCACCCAGACCAGGUGCGGGUGAACGGCACAGUGCGGCUGCCCAGCGGCGACGUCAACCUGGUGGCCACACAGCUGGCACUGGACCGCGAGCACGCCAACCUCAUUACCUUCCAGCCUGAGCAGUCGGGGCUGGACCCGUUGGUAGACCUGGUCAUGAAUGGCGGCGAUCUGCGCGUCGCCAUCAAGGGCAAGGUUAGCGAGUGGCAGGAACACUUGACGCUUCACUACAUCAGCAAUAAGUCGCGUCCCGAUAGCGGCGAGCAGCUGGACGCGGCAGACGCGGCGCGGCUGUUUGAGGACAAGCUCAAGGCUGCGCUACUGGCGGAGGACGGGCAGCUGGCACUGAGUCGGCUGGCGGGUACCACAGUGUCCACUCUGAUGCCCAAGAUUGAGACCCAGGGUGUGGUGGGCGGCACACGGUGGCGCCUGGUGUCGGCUCCCUCCAUCCCUGGCCUGCUGAGCCUGGACCCCUCGCUGGCCGACCCCAGCAACAUCCUCAGCAGCAUUACCAUGGGGACGGAGAUGCAGUUCGGUAAGAAGUUGCAGGCCGCCAUGAUCCGCAAGCUGCAAGAGUCGGAUGUGACGACGCAAUGGUCGCUCAACUACAAGCUCAACAGCAAGCUGCGUAUGCAGUUCAACAUCACCUCAGCGCCGCCCUUCCCCAAAACUCUCAUGUUCCAAUACAGCGAUAGUUAG
Messenger RNA from Chlorella variabilis, 2769 nucleotides. RefSeq lists its product as hypothetical. Lineage: Eukaryota; Viridiplantae; Chlorophyta; Trebouxiophyceae; Chlorellales; Chlorellaceae. Gene Ontology annotation, cellular component: plasma membrane. The record is from RefSeq and is a predicted model, not a curated record. The transcript has 12 exons. Gene Ontology annotation, biological process: protein secretion. The annotation marks the transcript as partial.